Molecule: messenger RNA, 624 nt
Organism: Cylicostephanus goldi
Lineage: Eukaryota; Metazoa; Nematoda; Chromadorea; Rhabditida; Strongylidae
Source: the annotation of a GenBank genome assembly
AUGCUAGCCGUCUGCUUGGCUUGCCUUUUUCUUGUUACAAAUUUCGCGGCUGCCACAUCAGAAGGGAAAGAUGAGCGUUAUACCUACAAUCAAAUGUGCAUCGUUGACGGAAAGCUCCAAGUCCUAAACGGAUUCGAUUGUAGGGAGCAGAUUGCGGCGGCCAAAUGGCGAAAUUCGGUGAAUGCUUCAGGCUGGACUUUCCUCGAAAUCGAGACACAGUCAAAGUUUGACCCAGAAUUACAAGCCUAUGCUGCUGGCUACCUGGAAGGCGUUUUAUCGCGUGAGGUGCUGCGAAUGCAUAUUGAGAAUGCCAUAGCAGAUUACUGUAAGAACUUCACCCAGUACUGCGAGCGAAUGACAGACUUCCUCAAGGAAAACCAAAAGUUCAUCAAAGAUAAGAUCGACACUACUGCAAGAGAUGACGUAAAUCGCACCUACCACCAGCUAACUGGUCUUAUCGCAGGAUAUGAAGGGAGAGAGAUUACUCCGGGAAUCACCUAUGAAAUACAUCCCAUUUUAUUACUGAACUGGAAUGGAGACUUCUACGAUCUUGAGAAAAAACUCAACAAGACUAGAGAUCCGGUCCUUGAUCAGUUAGGAGGACGCUGUUCUGGUCUCAUUAAG